UCUCUUCAUUUCCUCUCUCCUCUGUCUCUCUGUUCACUCGAUUCGUCUUCUUCAUCUAUGUCCAUUGUCACUACUCUCGUUUUAUUGUAAGAGUUACUACGAUUUGGUUACAGGCGAAUCAUUGUAGAGUGAUGACUGUAUAAUGUCUUAUGCUCAUCAUCAUCGUUGGAGACAUUCCUCUUCACCUCUAUGGAUUUUAACGCCGGAGUUCCUAUGUCCUCUCUUUCUCCUCUGAUGAUCAAUCAAGAGGCAAUGUGGCAAAUGAAUUUGAAUCCAGAUGAAACAAUGGAAACAGGUUCUCACCCUGAACGGCCCGGAGAGCCCAAUUGUUCUUAUUACAUCAGAACUGGUCUUUGUAGAUUUGGUUCCACUUGUCGCUUCAAUCAUCCUCCUGAUCGUGAAAUGGUUAUAGCCACUGCUAGGAUGAGAGGAGAAUACCCUGAAAGGAUUGGUCAGCCUGAAUGCGAGUACUAUUUGAAGACAGGAACAUGCAAGUUUGGAGUAACAUGUAAGUUUCAUCAUCCUAGGAACAAAGCUGGCAUUGCUGGAAGAGUCUCACUCAAUAUGUUAGGCUAUCCUCUACGCUCCAACGAGGUUGAUUGUGCUUAUUUUCUAAGAACCGGACACUGUAAAUUUGGUGCCACUUGUAAAUUCAACCAUCCUCAGCCUCAACCAACAACCAACCUCAUGGUUCCUACUUCAGGCCAACAACAGUCUUAUCCUUGGUCAAGAGCCUCUUUUAUUCCCAGCCCUCGAUGGCAAGAUCCCUCCGGCUACACCUCAUUGAUUAUGCCUCAAGGAGUUGUACCAGUUCAAGGAUGGAACCCUUACAGCGGUCAGCUCGGCGCAGUUUCUCCUUCAGGUACCGGAAAUGAGCACAACAACUACAGAAACUUGCAGCAGAGCGAGAUCAAAGAGUCAGGGGGGUCUCAGUCUCAAGGUUCAUUCUCGGGUCUCAAUCCGGGCUCCUCUGUUCCAUUAGGAGGGUUCUAUGCAUUGCCGAGUGAAAACGUUUUCCCGGAGAGACCAGGACAACCAGAAUGCCAAUUCUACAUGAAGACAGGAGACUGCAAAUUUGGCACAGUUUGCAAGUUUCAUCAUCCUAGAGAUAGACAAGCUCCUCCUCCUGAUUGUCUCUUAAGUCCCAUUGGCCUCCCUUUACGCCCUGGAGAACCGUUGUGUGUGUUCUAUAGUCGCUAUGGGAUCUGCAAGUUUGGUCCAAGCUGUAAAUUUCAUCACCCAAUGGAAGUAUUCGCAUACGACAACACAGCUUCGGAGACAGAUGAGGUUGUGGAAACAUCAAGUGGACAUUCCAGAAGAGUCUCAGUGUCUGAAACAAGACAAGCAACAACUACUACCUCUGGUGAAGACACUACCAACUGAUACACAGCAGUGAGUGAAGAAAAGAGCUUUAAAAAGCUUUGAUUUUUCAGAGAGAAAUCUGUAAAUUUUCACUCUUUUCUCGUUUAAUCUGAAGCAUUUAUAUUAAUAAUGUAUAGAGGAGGUGAAUUAUACAAACUAAUAUCUGAUCUGAUCGCCAUUGUUGUAAUAUUCAUUUGGCGAAUCAGCUGAAUAAAAGUAAUUUCCUCAAAUUUGACUUUGGAGGAAAUAAUAAGGUAAAUGUAUUGUAUUACCGGUUAAGAUCAUCUGGUUUAGAAUCUUCUUAUUACCGGUACAACAUUUAUCAAAUUAUUAUGAAUUUUUAUA
Molecule: messenger RNA, 1707 nt
Organism: Raphanus sativus (radish)
Lineage: Eukaryota; Viridiplantae; Streptophyta; Magnoliopsida; Brassicales; Brassicaceae
Product: zinc finger CCCH domain-containing protein 33
Exons: 7
Coding region: 190-1383 (397 amino acids)
Molecular function (GO): mRNA binding; metal ion binding
Source: RefSeq, a predicted model, not a curated record